Molecule: messenger RNA, 2439 nt
Organism: Monosiga brevicollis MX1
Lineage: Eukaryota; Choanoflagellata; Craspedida; Salpingoecidae
Exons: 19
Coding region: 1-2439 (812 amino acids)
Biological process (GO): vesicle-mediated transport
Cellular component (GO): endocytic vesicle; cytosol
Molecular function (GO): small GTPase binding; guanyl-nucleotide exchange factor activity
Source: RefSeq, a predicted model, not a curated record
AUGGCUGCCAUCGCGUCAGUGGAGGCGGUGGCCACGCCGCUGCUUCCGGGCGUGCACCACCGUCUGUUUUCAACGCAGGCGCUGUUGAAGCAUGAGCAGGAUGCGGCGGCGGCGUUGUCGCAGCAGCUGCAACAGUGCCUGACGGAUACGGCUGAUGCAUUGCUUGAGCAGCGGGCAUACGUCCAGGCCUACCUGCUCUUGCAGGAUGACCGGCGCGAGCUGGCCAAUGUCCUGCAGCAGGCCCUGCAAGCACCGCAGCUUGCUCAGGAUACAGUCGUGGAGGACAGCGCCCCCUACAAGGAUCUGCAGUCAUUGGUCACGGCUGUGCGUCAACUCUAUGAAAAUCCAGAGACCGUGGCAUAUUGCUUGCAUCGCCUUGCCCGGCGGUCUGCCAAGGAUGCUGCCAUGUGCACCACCUUGGCCCAAACCUACUUGAGCGAAGUACUCAACACGCGCAGUGCUCACGCUGAUGAAGCUCGUCAACUCCAGUUUCUAACAACCAUCCUGGCUGAUGGCUGGGCAGCACGCCCCAAGGAUCGCCCCCAAGCGCUUGGGCUAUGCCCACGAGCUUUUGCUAUUGCCCUCGUUGCACCCGUGCCCUCGGUAGUUCAGCAUGCACGUUUGGUGGCCGAGCAGCUCUGGGCUGUCUGGCCCCAGUGCCCCACCGACCUGGUGCCGGCCUAUGAACGUAUAACCACAGGCAGUGAUACCCAAAGCAUUUCGUGCGUGUACAUCGCGCGUCGUUAUGUCAAUUCCUGGGUGCGGAUUCUCAAGGGUGCCUUGGCACAAGCGCUUCUUGGUGCUCCAGUUUCGCCGGAACUGCGACGGGUCUUCACAGAGGCCCUGCAAGGCGCCGAGAAAACAGUCGCUGCCCAAUGGACCCGCUCCAUCCUGGUUGAACGCCGAGACUUGAUUCCAGCUUUCCUUGAAGGACCGAAGGAGAAUAAGCUGCAUAUACACGAACAAACACACAACAAUCACACAGCAACAACAACAAGUACACAAGCCUUCACCGGCUUUUCUCACCCCAUUGCUCGUGUCUUUUUCUGGGCCGAAGGCUUUGGUUGCCUGUUUUUUUACAGCCCCGCCUACACGGCAUUGCCCCGCGUGCCGUUGAUCGACAUGAGCGGCGGCCUAUUCGGGUGCCGCAGCCUGCCCCUUCUCGAGAUGACAGCGCCCAGGGAUGAGGAGCUCUGUCGUUUAUUGCACGAAGCGGUGUGGCGGGAAAGCAAGCCUUCUGCUGUACCAAUGUCCGGGGCGACCGAGGACAUGAUUGUCAAUGUCGCCCGCAUCAAGCCUUUGCUGUCACAUAUCGAUCUAGCCAUCUCAAGCCCCGAUGCCAAACCGAAUGGGGCCACAGCUGAAUUUCUUCAAGCCAUUCUGGAGGCUCGCAAGCAACUCGAACGUCGUGCCCCUGAUGGACCUGAGGACUCAUCGGAUGCGGUGGCGGCUUUGGUACGGCGUUUGAUCAAGGCUGCCCAGACCCUGGACCCGUUGGCCUGCAAUUUGUCCAGCAUGGGUGCUGCCGGCUCGGGUUAUGCCGUACAGGGGCUCAGCUUCUUGGGUGACGUACUUCUUCACGAGGUGGAGCGGCUUGCUAGCCACGUGCCCAGCGAAUGGCGCCCUCCGAAUAGCCGAGCGCUGCAAAGACUGUUGCAUGCGCAUGCGGCCAUCAUGCAGAAUUACAGUAUCUACAUGGUGGAACAUCGAUUUGCCGUGCAUCGCCGUGUGCAAGUCUCUAAACUCCACCUGACAGCGCUGGAGCGAAAUUUGGCUGAGUGGCGAGAGUGGUGGUUGGAAAUGCUGGCACAAUAUGUGUUCCAGCGCAAUACACGCCUUGAAGCCAGGCUGCUGGCAGCUCUGGCAUCCGUCGAUGGCCCUUCCACCGAUGAGGUCAACGACACCUUGUCGCGGGUGGAGAGCGUUGCCGUUACACUGUCUUUGUUUGAUGUUUGUACUGGCCUGCGAGCUCAGCGUCAUGCUCUGGCAGAAGACUGCAAGGCAAUGCUGAUGAUGUUGCUGCUGCCACCGAUGAUGAGCGAGCACAGGCAGGCGCGCAUUCAACGGUCACGAGCGGGGCAUCCCAGUUUUGAGCUGAGCGUUAAACAACGGUUGACGGCACCCUGGCCGGCACCGGUUGCCACGCUCAAGCUGUUGGGGCUGUGCAAGGCACCUUGGUCGUGUCUUCGCGUCAUCAGCAAGGCCUGCAAGCAACUCGAGGCGCUGCUGGCUUUGGACGUGGGGGUGGCUGGAGCAGACGACAUGUUACCAGUCCUCAUCCAUGUUAUCGCGGAGAGCACGCUUCAGCGUGCACCCGCUAUAGUGCAGUACUGCAAUGCAUAUGGAGCAGAUCUUGUUCAGACAGGGGAAGGGGCUUAUUGGUUUGGCCUGUUUGAAAUGGCAACUCAGUACCUCUGCACCUGCGAGCUUGUCGACUAG